UGGAUGAUCACAUGCAUUAAAUAAUGAAUACUUAUUUAUGAAAAGAAAGGAAAACGGUUUCUUGAUAAUUUUGGUUCAGCCUGUGUUUAAUCUAUUCCUGCGUCUUUGCACGUGGGAAAUUUGUCCGCGCGGAAUAUGUCGAAUAAUCCACAAAACAUUUAUGGUAUAAGUAAUUCAGCGGAUACUUACUAUGGGACGCUUUUCUCACAUUUAUCUUAUGGCAUGGGUGAAGGCAGUGGUUCCACUUCUACCACGAGCCCGGGUGCAGAAAACGCGGCCGCUGCAGCAGCCGCAGCCCUAGCGGCAGUGGCUUCUGGAAGGAACGAUUGGUCGAAUACUGAUGGUUAUACCGCUGUUUCGAAUAUGAUGACUGGCAUGCGUACACAUCCUCAAUCACUGACAAAUUGUUCAAAUUCUGGAGAGUUGACAGAUUCAUCCUGCGGUAUUCCAUCAAAUUCUUUAACAUCUCCUUAUGCUGCAACUUUACUGGCUGCAGUAGCUGCCGCAGCAGCAGCGGCGUAUCCACUUCCUCAGGGUCCUGCAAAUACAGUUCCUACUCAAACGGGUCGAGCCUUUUUGCCCAAUGCAUCUAUGAAUAACAGAGCGCCUGAUUUCACAACAAUGUACUAUGGUUCCACUCCAAGACCAUCCUCUGUCCCUACAACAAACCAGCUUGGAGGACUCUUAGGUAGCCUGCCUAAUUGGCCGUUCACAGUCCCUCCAAGUCACUAUCCGAACGCUUCGUUUUUAGAUAGGUCUGCGGGUGUGGUUCCUUUUGAUGGUUGGACUUCAAAUGGGCAACAGUUAACUUUAUCAUCAGCAUGUGGUGAAGCUGAUUCAAUCAACCACUUUAGCCAAGGUCCUUCUGAAGCGAAUGUAUUAUCAAAAGAUGCACAUGCUUAUUACACAUCAGCAAACAUACGGGAUGUUUAUGCUGCACCAGUGACUUACUCCCAACAACAACAACAACAACAGGGAAAUACAGAAGACCCUGGUGUUUCUUUUGUGUAUCCUCAUCCAAAUACGAAGCCUACUUACCCAUAUCCAUCCCAUGUAAGUCAGUCACAUCUAGUAAAUGGAUUACCAGGAAGCAUGUCAAAUGCGUUAGAUCCAUAUGCAUCUAUUAAUCAACGUCAAAAAAUCCCACAGAAUUUGGUUAGUGAGUUUGGUCGGCUUAGUGUUGGACAUAAUGUUGAUGCAAACAACUGUAGUGAUAAUGGAGUAAAUCAUUUGCAUACCUCUUUCUAUGAAAAUUCAAUUGUCGGCAAUGGAGGUAAUACACAAGCUCAAAAUGCUGCAUCAACGCAGUGGUCUCACAAGAAGGAAAGCAAUGGGAUUACUAAUAGCGUGCCUUCAGUCGACAAGUUGGAGAACAUAUCAAGAUCUCAGGCAAAUGCAAAUAGCUAUACAACAAACAAACAGUCAACUUCAGCUAACAAUAGACCUACACAAUCGUCUACUUCUACAUCUGUCAAUAAUUCACCACGCACAAAAACUUGGGCCAAUAUAGCAGGACAGCCACCAAAAGGGUCGGCUGCAGUACUUCAGAAUUCUGUUGGUGGAUGGUCUACAAAAAGAUCUCAUGCUCACAACUUAUCAAAUUCAAACAGAUCUUUCCAAACUGCCAGUGCUAAUUAUUCAGGUAACAGAAGUCAUCCUUUAGCACCAAUCUCCUCGUGUAGUAAUGGACAUUUAACACAGGAAAAAUCAAAUGCCAGUGAACAAGGAAAUUCACUUUCUUUGACAGAAUCUGGUUCAGAAAUGAAAGGUACAUCAGCAAACAAUGAUGAUUUUUCUGCAAAUACAUCGACAUCUGCUUUGUUACCUUCAGAGGAGUCAUCGAAAGCUUUGCAACGCGAAUCAGAGGCAUUGUAUCAACGCUUGGCAAAAGUAAUCAAUCCCACCAAUUUCGAUACACAUGUUGAAAAAGCUCGAUUUUUUGUGAUCAAAUCUUUUUCUGAAGACGAUAUACAUCGGUCUAUUAAAUACUCUAUCUGGUGUUCAACAGAAUUGGGCAAUAAAAAGCUUGAUACAGCAUUUGCAGAGGCUAAUCAUGCUUAUCCAAUAUAUUUAUUCUUUUCAGUUAACGGAUCUGGUCAUUUUUGUGGAAUGGCAGAAAUGGUUUCUCGAGUUGACUAUAAUGCUAGAGCUAAUGUUUGGGCUCAAGAUAAGUGGCAAGGUAAAUUUUCCGUUCGGUGGAUAUUUGUAAAAGACGUUCCUAACACAGCAUUAAGACAUAUUCGUAUUGAGACAAAUGAUAACAAACCAGUCACCCACUCACGUGAUACUACAGAGCUUCCCCUAGAAAGAGGUCGACAGGUUAUGGAGGUAUUCGCUACAUAUUCACAUACAUUGUCUAUUUUCGACGAUUUCAUGUAUUACGAUCAACGUGAAAGACAAGAGGGAUUUCGUCGUAAGGAACUUAGUUCACGGAGAGGUUAAUUUCGGGAGGAAACAAAUUAUUUCUGAUCAAAUCCCGUAAAAUUCAUUGAAUGCCAUCAUAUUACAGAGCAUUGCUCUUCACAACUUCAUUAAUAUAAAAGUGGAUGAUUCGAACAUUAUACACCCUUCAUCUGUGUUGUUUAUCCUUUCAAAGUUCCUUUUAUUUUCUCACUGGAGGCUGUCGCCAAAUGAUUUACAGUUUGUGUGUGAAUGAAUUAGGCUUCCUCUUCUUCUCCUCCUCUUCCCCCUUUUUUCUAGAUAAAUAUGGCAAAUUUGUGAAUUUUACUCUUAGUGAUAUUCACCUAUCUAAUCAUGCAACACACACAGCCUCAGGAUACAUUUAGCUUAUACAAUUUAUCUGUUCGACCAAACUUCAAUCUAUAUAUAUACAGUCAUCAAAUGUGUACACAUAUACACACACAUACAGAGAGAGACGUGUUUAAACAAAAGUACAUUGAUGAUUAGAGACAGGUAAGCGUGGUUUAGCGUAAUGAUGUCAGUGAUAUAUAUAUAUAUAUAUAUAUAUAUAUAUAUAUAUAU
This is a messenger RNA of Trichobilharzia regenti, 2982 nucleotides long. The record is from the annotation of a GenBank genome assembly. Lineage: Eukaryota; Metazoa; Platyhelminthes; Trematoda; Strigeidida; Schistosomatidae.